Molecule: messenger RNA, 1281 nt
Organism: Talaromyces marneffei
Lineage: Eukaryota; Fungi; Ascomycota; Eurotiomycetes; Eurotiales; Trichocomaceae
Exons: 5
Coding region: 1-1281 (426 amino acids)
Cellular component (GO): Golgi apparatus; endosome; trans-Golgi network
Molecular function (GO): antiporter activity
Source: RefSeq, a predicted model, not a curated record
AUGACCGCCGACAUCGACUCCGAAACAGCGCGUUUGGAUCCCACGUUGCCGACUGUUGAGAAACCCGUUCAAUACCAACAGAAUAAUGAGCCAAGAAAGGGUUUGCAUCCGGCCUUUUUUAUCAUAGCAUGGAUUGCGCUGAGUUCGACAUUGAUUCUUUUUAAUAAGCAGGUUCUUGGAUAUGGGCAUUUCGCAUACCGUCCGUCCUCCCCCCCCACCCAUUCCAUGUCCCUCCUUGACGCAAACCACCAACUAACAUUGAUUGCGAUAACAGCUAUCAUUCUAACAACAUGGCACCUAACCUUCGCAACCAUAAUGACCCAACUCCUAGCCCGUUUCACGUCGCUACUCGACGGCCGGAAACGAGUCAAAAUGACCGGCCGGGUAUACCUGCGUGCCAUCGUGCCGAUAGGCGUGUUUUUCAGCCUGAGUCUGAUUUGUGGCAAUGUAACAUAUCUCUAUUUGAGUGUGCCGUUUAUUCAGAUGCUCAAGUCCACAACCCCCGUCGUAAUCCUCUUCUGCACAUGGGCCUUCAAACUUGAGCCCUACAACUUCCGACAACUCAUGAACGUCUGCGUGAUCGUUCUGGGGGUUAUGAUCGCCUGUUUCGGCGAAGUCGAUUUCGUCAUUGUCGGCGUUUUGUUUCAGAUUGGCGGAAUCGUCUUUGAAGCCAUCCGGCUGGUCAUGGUUCAACGCCUCCUGUCCUCGGACGAAUUCAAGAUGGACCCCUUGGUGUCACUGUAUUAUUUCGCGCCGAUUUGUGCACUUAUGAAUGGCGCUGUUGCUGCCGCCGUAGAAUUGCCACGCUUUAAGAUGGAUGAUGUGUGGCAUGUGGGUAUUUGGAUGCUUGUUGCUAAUGCUAUGGUGGCAUUUGCGUUGAACAUUUCCGUUGUCUUUCUCAUCAGCAAAACAUCCUCCCUCGUCAUGCGCCUCUGCGGCAUUCUCAAGGAUAUCUUGAUUGUUAUCUCGUCCCUCGUCCUCUGGCACACGCCCAUGACCGCUCUACAAGUGGGAGGUUACACCCUCGCUUUGUUGGGACUGGUCUACUACAUGCUCGGCUACGACCGCAUUGUGGGCUUCUCUGCGCGCGCCGCAGGUGGCAUAAUCAACGAAUACAAGAUGCGCAAGAGUCGAUUGGUGGGUGUUUUGUGUAUGUUUUUGUUGGGAUUUGUGGUUGUGUUGAGUAUUAUGGGACUGUUGGCAGUCAAAUUUGCGCCGGAUAAGAUUGAGGAUCUCAAGAGCUGGAUUUAUUAUACGACUACGGGGGACGAUACGAGAUAA